CGAGUGUGGCCGAGGUGCCGGGAGUCCGGGUGCGGGUGCGGAGCCGCCGCGUGGGCGCUGCUAAGACCCUGAGCGCAGCAAGUGUGCGUGGGCGGAGAGCCGGCGCGGGUGCCCGCCGCGGGGCUGCGCAGGGCGGGGGCGCAGCAAGUGCAUCUGAGCGUGCGGAGACCAGCGCACGGGCGUCGGCGGCGAGGGUGGUGUGCCGAGGAGUCGGGCCGCUCCGAGGGAGGAAGGAUGCGUGCGGGGAACUUUUCGACCGCCCUGGAAGUACGACUAGUCGCGCUCCCAGGGGCUGCCUUUGGCCGCUGGGCGAGAGGCGGGCGAGUGUGCCCGCCGCCGCCCCUCCCCCACUUCCGCCUCCCGCCUCUUCCUCGUUCCCGGCUCCCAAGGCCCGUGUCCAGGCUGGAACCAGAGGUCCCACUGCUGGGAUGCUGGCUGCAGUGGGGCUCCCUAUGCCCAGACCCCCAGUACCUUCUCUCUCGACUUCACAGCUGUACUUGUCUUCCUUCUUUACCCUCCAGGAGCUGAUAUGGACCCAAAUCCUCGGGCAGCCCUGGAGCGCCAGCAGCUCCGCCUUCGGGAGCGGCAGAAAUUCUUCGAGGACAUUUUGCAGCCAGAGACAGAGUUUGUCUUCCCUCUGUCCCACCUGCAUCUCGAGUCACAGAGACCCCCCAUAGGUAGUAUCUCGUCUAUGGAAGUGAACGUGGACACGCUAGAGCAAGUAGAACUUAUUGACCUUGGGGAUCAGGAUGGAGCAGACGUGUUCUUGCCUUGUGAAGAUCCUCCACCAACUCCCCAGACGUCUGGGGUGGACGACCAUCCAGAGGAGCUGAGCCUGCCAGUGCCCAUGUCAGACAGGACCACAUCCAGGACCUCUUCCUCAUCUUCUGACUCCUCUACCAACCUGCACAGCCCAAAUCCGAGUGAUGGUGGAGCAGACACGCCCUUGGCACAGUCGGAUGAGGAGGAGGAUGGGGGUGAUGCAGAGGCAGAGCCUGGGGCUUGCAGCUAGCAGUGGGCCCCUCCCUACAGACUGACCAAGCGGGCUAAUCUCCACAUGAGGCUGAAGGAGAAGAAUUUUCUUCUUCAGGAGCAGACCAGACUCUUUACUUACAGUAGGCACCAGAGGGGAGGGAAGGAUGGCCGGAUUGUGUCUCUCUCUGAGAAUUAACCCUUUCCUGCUUUACUGCUAACCUUUUCCUGCUGCAACCCUUGCGCUAGUUUUUGGCUUACUCCUGAGGUAGGGCUUGCAAGUAAGGCGAUGGGAGAUGAGGUAGGACAAGAUGCCACUGCUUUUCUUAGCACUCCUCCCUCCCCUGAACUAUCCUGUAGUCUUCUAAUAGAGUCUCCUAAACCAGUGUCUCUAGGUGGACGUGAACUCCUUCACACGUCGAGUGAGGUGGUACUCCAGCCAUCCUGCCUCCUUUACAACCUUUUUGGAACAGAGCACGGAAUAAAUAAUAAACAAAUAAUAAUAUACCAA
Propithecus coquereli (Coquerel's sifaka) is the source of this 1483-nucleotide messenger RNA. RefSeq names its product dysbindin (dystrobrevin binding protein 1) domain containing 2 (gene DBNDD2). The transcript has 4 exons. The record is from RefSeq and is a predicted model, not a curated record. Bases 530 to 1012 code for a protein of 160 amino acids. Gene Ontology annotation, biological process: negative regulation of protein kinase activity. Lineage: Eukaryota; Metazoa; Chordata; Mammalia; Primates; Indriidae. Gene Ontology annotation, cellular component: cytoplasm.